UUGAGAAGACAAGAGAAAAAAAACUUAAAUUUAGCCUUCAUAAUCUUUUCUAACAAGUUUUUCUUUUGUUUUCCUUUUGUUUUUUAAUCUUUGAAUGACAAGACGAGGAUAGGUGCAUGCUGACUCCAACGGACAGAAUACAAUCACAAGGACCCGGUGCCAAGACGUUGCCCAACAAAACUAGCCAGCCCGGUCACCAGUCACCGGAACCCACAAAACAAAACCAUCUCCCUUCCUUUCCUGCCACCAGAUCCAGACAAACGAACUCAAUUACACAAAUUAACAUUUCGAUAUGCUCUUCUCCGGUCAAUUGUAAUUCAACAGAUCUACAAUCUCCUCUCGAACAAAGUCCAAAACCCUAAGCAAAUAUCUUCAUCCAAAAUUAUGGAGAUAACAGAAAACGGACAAGACACGUCAUCGGCGGUUACGAGUCUCCUCCCUCUCGCCUCCGUUUCUCAACAACCUUACGUAUCUGAGCUUCUCUCAUUCACUCUCGAUCGCCUCCACAAAGAGCCGGAGUUACUUCGGGUAGAUGCGGAGAGAAUACAGAGGCAAAUGCAGGAGGUAGCGGUGGUGAAUUACCGUGCCUUUAUUGCAGCGGCUGAUGCUUUGCUUGCUAUUCGACAACAAGUUUCUUCUAUUGAUAACCACCUUGAAUCUCUGAUAACUGAGAUCCCAAAGCUGACAUCUGGUUGCACUGAGUUCAUUGAAUCUGCAGAAGAGAUUUUGGAGAAGAGGAAGAUGAACCAAACAUUGCUAGCAAACCAUAGUACAUUGCUCGAUUUGCUUGAAAUCCCUCAACUUAUGGACACGUGUGUAAGGAAUGGAAAUUAUGAUGAAGCCCUUGACUUGGAAGCAUUUGUUUGCAAACUCUCAACCAUGCACCCCAAAUUGCCUGUUAUUCAAGCACUGGCUGCAGAAGUUAGGCAGACCACCCAAUCUCUUCUUUCUCAGCUUCUUCAGAAACUUCGCUCUAAUAUUCAGCUGCCUGAAUGCCUCCGAAUUAUUGGAUAUUUACGUCGCAUAGGGGUAUUUAGUGAGUACGAAAUGCGUUUGCAGUUUCUGAGAUGUCGCGAGGCAUGGCUUACUGGUAUUCUUGAGGAUCUGGACCAACGGAAUGCUUAUGAGUACUUGAAAGGGAUGAUAAAUUGCCAUAGAACGCAUCUUUUUGAUGUUGUUAACCAAUAUCGAGCAAUAUUUGCUGAUGAUACCUCAGGGAGUGAAGAAAACUAUGAUGGUGGACUUCUUUUUAGUUGGGCUAUGCAUCAGAUUACCUCACACCUUAAAACACUUAAAAUCAUGCUCCCAAAGAUAACCGAGGGCGGGUCUCUGUCAAAUAUUCUCGACUCAUGCAUGUAUUGUGCGGUGGGACUUAAUUGGGUCGGGCUGGAUUUUAGGGGCUUGCUUCCACCUCUUUUUGAGGAGGCAGUUCUUAAUUUAUUCUCUAAGAAUAUGAAUACAGCAGUUGAGAAUUUUCAGCUAGUUUUGGAUUCACAUCGCUGGGUUCCAUUACCAGCAGUUGGUUUUCCAUCAUAUAGCAUUGGUGAAGAACAGCAAGAGGAUGUGACCCCACCAUCUUAUCUUAUGGAACAUCCACCUCUUGCAGUGUUCAUUAAUGGUGUAUCUGCUGCAAUGAAUGAGCUGCGUCCUUGUGCCCCAGUAAGUUUGAAGCAUGUGCUUGCUCAAGAACUGAUUAAGGGAUUGCAGGCUGUUUCUGAUUCUCUAUUGAGAUAUAAUGCGACUCGGAUGCUCAGAGACAAUGAAUCUGGACUUUUUCUCUCACUUUGCCGGUCAUUCAUAGAGGUUGCUUACCCACAUUGUGCCACAUGCUUUGGUCGCUGUUACCCAGGAGGAGCUGCUCUUAUUAUGGAUGCGAAGAACUUGUAUGAUGGAAUUGGCCGUUUGCUGGCAACUUCUUCUAGAGAGCUGCAAAGACCUGUCAAUAACACAGAGGGAAAGAAGAUAACAGAAAAUGGGGACCAGCUUGUGGUGGAAAAUGGGGUUACUCCAGAGGUAGAACAAUCAGGGGUUGCUAUUGCUGAUGAAAAAGAUCAGAUAAGCCCCACUGUACAAAUUGAUGAAAAGCAAGGUGAUUCUGCAGCAUCUGUGUGAGAAAUCCAACCCUGUCAUACAUGCAGGAAAAGAAGAACAAACAGCGGUAAAUGCCAAUCACUAGUAUGCUUUUCUUCUGAAUUGUAUCUCGCCAUUUCCUAUAUCAUGUCAAGUGAUGAUUAUUAUGAUUUUUGAAAUAUUAGUUGUGUGAUUACGAGAGGAAGGAUUGUUUCAUGAAGGCGGGCACAAUAAAGCAAAAUGUUUAUAGGCCUAGAUGUUGUAACAUUCAUAGCAAGGCACAUUUUAUGUCCCCUCUUUUUAGGCGAAUACCAGUAAAAAAGGGACAAGUUUUGAUACU
This is a messenger RNA of Populus euphratica (Euphrates poplar), 2410 nucleotides long. RefSeq names its product conserved oligomeric Golgi complex component-related / COG complex component-like protein. The transcript is spliced from 12 exons. NCBI's taxonomy places the organism in Eukaryota, Viridiplantae, Streptophyta, Magnoliopsida, Malpighiales, Salicaceae. Gene Ontology annotation, biological process: intra-Golgi vesicle-mediated transport. Gene Ontology annotation, cellular component: COG complex. Bases 385 to 2112 code for a protein of 575 amino acids. The record is from RefSeq and is a predicted model, not a curated record.